This is a messenger RNA of Hippopotamus amphibius kiboko, 2488 nucleotides long. It is a transcript of the gene EEF1AKMT2, whose product is annotated as EEF1A lysine methyltransferase 2. Gene Ontology annotation, cellular component: cytoplasm. Gene Ontology annotation, biological process: peptidyl-lysine monomethylation; peptidyl-lysine dimethylation. Bases 40 to 876 code for a protein of 278 amino acids. Gene Ontology annotation, molecular function: protein-lysine N-methyltransferase activity. Lineage: Eukaryota; Metazoa; Chordata; Mammalia; Artiodactyla; Hippopotamidae. The record is from RefSeq and is a predicted model, not a curated record. The transcript has 8 exons.
CUAUGGCGGCCCCAACGGCUGUCCGGGGCGCGGAGGGCGAUGAGCGGGAGCGCCGACGACGACGACGGCGGCGCUGGGGCCGCGGCGCUGUCCGGAGGGGGCAGUCCCGGAGGGGGCAGUCCUGGAGGGGAUGGCUUCGUCCCGUCUGCGCUGGGGACCCGAGAGCAUUGGGAUGCUGUCUAUGAGAGAGAACUGCAAACUUUCCAAGAAUAUGGAGAUACAGGAGAAAUCUGGUUUGGAGAAGAGAGUAUGACUCGACUAAUAAGGUGGAUGCAGAAACACAAGAUCCCAUUGGAUACUUCAGUGCUUGACAUUGGAACUGGAAAUGGUGUUUUCCUGGUUGAACUUGUUGCUCAAACUCUGGAAAUCUGUAUGUAUAAAAGGAAGAUGAGUUUUUGCACUUCCAGUAGGACAAAGAUCCCUUUUCUUAGAGUCUCCUGUGAGUCUUUUUCUAAUGCAAAAUUUGGUUUCUCUAAUAUUACUGGAAUUGAUUACUCUCCUUCUGCAAUACAGCUUUCUGGAAGUAUUAUAGAGAAAGAAGGUUUAUCUAACAUUAAGUUGAAGGUAGAAGACUUUUUGAAUCCUUCCACAAAGCUGUCUGGAUUUCAUAUUUGUAUUGACAAAGGGACUUUUGAUGCCAUAAGCCUUAAUCCUGACAAUGCAGUUGAGAAGAGGAAGCAGUAUGUGAAAUCUCUCUCCAGGGUGUUGAAAGUGAAAGGCUUUUUUCUAAUAACCUCAUGUAAUUGGACCAAGGAAGAGUUGCUAAAUGAAUUCAGUGAAGGAUUUGAACUUUUCGAAGAGCUGCCUACACCCAAGUUCAGCUUUGGAGGCAGACCUGGAAACAGUGUAGCAGCAUUGGUUUUCCAAAAAACCUGAGACUUUUCAUUGGACAAAUUCAGUUAGCUUUGCUAAGAAGCUCUACAUCAAAGUAAACCUGACAGAAAAUGGAAGUGCAAAUAAAUGUUUAGUAAGUACACAGGAUGCACAUGUUGAAUAGAUAAAAUGGGUUGGUAAAAAGAAUCAGGAGCAUGUAAGUGGUUGGGUUUUAGAGGUCAACCAAGAAUAAUUUAAAAUUUUCUUUUGUAUUUGAGAUGUAAAUAUUUUUCUUUCUGAUUUAAAAAAAUUUCCUGUAACUGCUGAACAGUUAAAAACUUUAAAGCAGUAAAUGAAUUUACAGAAAGCGUGUAUUCUUGAUUUUUUGUGUGCCUUGGUAAAAGUGAACUGAAAAUAGCUAUUUAUGAAGAUUUGACCAAGCUAUUCCACAGCCAGAAUAAUAAGCCAAACGACUUUCUUAAUGUUUUGAUAUUUUGGGAUGAAUGGUAAUUUAAAAAAAAAAUUAUUUAAUGCCUCAGAAAAUCCCCCAGCCCUUAUGUGUAUAAUUAAACAAAAUCAGAUAAAUGUGUCAGUUGAUCAAGAAAUAUUUAUUGAGCUUGUAUUUUGUGGCUGAUGGUCUUCUACACACUGUGAGGGAUAAAUGGUAGAAGGAAAGACAACUAAGAGAUACUGUCAUAUGCUGGCACUAGACUAAGUUGUAUUAUCUUACUAAGUCACUGAAUUCCUUCAAAUCUUCUUGAAGCAUGUAUUAUUCCUGUUUCUACAUAUCAGAUAGCUAGUACAGGGUAGAGCCAGGAUUCUUCUCAGAGUCUGACUCUAAAACCUGUUUUCUUCCCUUAGUAGAUUUACCUCCUGGGUCUAAGUCUCUGCCUUUAUGGCAUUUACAGUUCAAUUGGGGAACUAGGACUAGUCUGUUGAAAAUUCUGUUAGAGAAGCUGGGCAGUUAUUUUUAGGAGCUCUGCAGCUCCUUGUUAGUGACUGUUGAUCAGUGGACUGUGAGUCAUCAUUACUUUUCACCAUCUCCCUGCUUGUCUUAAAAAGACUUGCCUAAUCAAGAACUGAGUUGUGUCAUUCUUCUGUGAAAGGUGGUGUAAGUUUUAUAUAUAUACAGCCUCAGGGACACGGGGACAAAGAUGUUCUACUUAGGGGCUGAUUAGCAAGAGAAACAGCUUAUUUAUGAAUGUUUUCGAAAAGAUAAGUUUUAUUAAUCCUUAGUGCCGUUUUGUUUUGGGCUAAUAUUUUAAUAUUGGAGUUACAAUACGAGUUUUUAGAAAGUGAUAAUACUGUUUAUGGUUUUUAGCUUUGGGGGCCUUGUUGGGUUACAAGACAAACAGAAUUUUUGUUUGUUUGGCAAAUGUUGUUCCAGGACUGAGCAAGUCUAGUGUUACACCCUUUUUCUUUUCAUUUUUGUUCUCGGGAGGGGUGGGGGCACGAGGAGAAGAAGGGUGGUUUGAUUUAGAGCAACAUUAAUCAACCAUUGAGAUUACUGUCUGCCUUGCACAAGAGAACUAAAGACAUUUACAUAAACUUUCAACACAAAUAACAUUUUUAGAAAAGCUUUAAUUUUUAAGAUGUAAAAAAUGAGAAAUUACUUUCAAAUACAUGUGAUUUAAAUGUGUAAAAUUGUGUUGAUUUUAUAAACUAGACAUGGGAU